AUGGCCCGCUUGGCUGCAUCUCUUUUGGCUGUUGCCGUCCUUGGCGCCGCAGAGCCUCUGCUCUUCGAGCCGGACCCCUUUGCCAGCCCGCAGCUGCGAGGAGCCGAUCCUUUCGGCGACAGCGAGGAAGAGCCGGGGCGCAGUGACAAGUGGCUGAGGGACAUCAGCAAACGGGCCAAGAACCACUUCAAGAAGUUGCUGCAGCCAUUGCAGACGCCCAUUGUGCAGGAGUACCAGGUCCUCGGCAUCCUUGAUGGAUACGUGAACUACACGAUGCAGCUUGUUGCAAAUGCUACGGGCCAUGAUGUCAUUUGGAACCGAAGCGCGGGGCGUUUCCUGGCCGAGGAGACACGUGAGUUGAAGCAAGAGCUGCCCCCGCGAGCACGCUACAUCAACAAGAUUCUGAUCUACAUGAACAAGGAGAUGGACGUGGUCUGGAACUUCAAGACUAUGAUUGACAGGAAGCGCUGGGGCGUUGGGAACGUCAUCACCUCAUCGCCCUAUGGCCCACACGGGGAGCACCCGGAGCGCUGGCGAGCUAAUGGCUCGUGGCCACUUCCCAGGGCCAGGCCGAACCAGACCCUCCUCCUCCAGGAGCAACCGACCAACCUGGUCCUGCGCAUCAAGCCAGACGUUGACGAGCAUGAGAACAAGUAUGCGCAGCAACUUCAGGCUGACUACGAGUCCUUGGUCUACAACAUCAAUGAUGCAAGCAAGAAGAUGAGCGACCUCCGUACCCGGCUGUGGAAGAUGGAGGACUUUGCCCACCAAUUCAUCGUUCUUCCGUCCGGAGUGUGGAACAAGAUUGAUGCGAACUGA
This is a messenger RNA of Symbiodinium pilosum, 819 nucleotides long. The record is from the annotation of a GenBank genome assembly. Lineage: Eukaryota; Dinophyceae; Suessiales; Symbiodiniaceae.